CACUAUCUAUGAUAAAGCCUAGACUUCUUGCAGAAAAGGGUGGGCGUAUUUUCGCGAGGGUACGGUAUUUUGGAAAAAUAUGUCGUCUCUUCGCCAUCAAGAUGUCAAUGCUGAGUUAAGAGAAUUGGAGAAGACCUUUAAAGACUUCAAGAAGAGAGCUAAGUGUGAACGAGAGGAACUCGAGCAACAAAUAGAAUUUGAGCGUAAACAAAAGAAAAUUAAGCGGCCUACACAAACAAGUCAGUGCAGUGGUGUAGUGGACCUGUCCCCAUCCGUCUCCGAGAUCUCCGAUAUGCCGUCCGUCUCCGAGAACCAGACCUUAGCAAUCUCUGUUGGCAACAGGCCAAAAUGGGAUAUGGAGAGCAUCAGCCACACUGCCAAAACGAAGAAUGUUGUGUUCCAGCGGAUGCCACUACAGACGCACUGGUUUGCGAUGUCCCUGUAUGACGUUUAUUUAAAAUUCCAGAAAGCUUCCGCUUCUCCUUCUCCUUCUCCUUCUCCUUGGAGUGUGGAUUUUGAAGGGCAACAGCUCACACUGGACUUACAAUCCCUAACCAAAGCCUCUGCCCAUAUCAAAAUGGCUUGUAGAACGAGCAAGGAUGAGGAAAAUGUACCUUUUAGCAUCCGUUCAACCAGGUCACUGCGGAUAAGUGAAUUGUGUUUUUCUGCAAUUUUCUCUGCAGGCCUCAAUAUGCUACUGUGCUCCUGUCCUAACGUAACGAUCAUUCAUCAAGGGCCUGUCCGAACGAGACCUAAAAACCCAGGCAACCCUGAAGCAGCAGAUAUAUUGGGUGUUCGCAUAACAGAAUCCGAUUUUGCCGAGAGUAUCUUUGUAUCGGACCUAAAGAUGUUUGACAUGCAUACCGCUGAUAAUGAGACUGCACUGUAUGCAAAAUAUGCUGCCAUCAAUCAAUCAGUUCUUUCAGAUGAUCGAUGCAUGAUAGUUCUUGGGCUGUCAGGAACCCCCCUCUCAGCCACAUUGUGGGCUUAUUUGAUAGGCAACAAAAAAAUUUGGGCUGUACCGAUUAUCACGGAAGUAUUGGCUUUCAAUCCGUCCUUCUUGGCCACACUAUCCAUCGGAAUUCAGUUCUUAGCAGAGACGCCUAUAUUCUACAAUGCUUUGGAAUGUGCCAUACCAUUCAAGGACAUAUCAGUCACUCCACUGAAGGCAAACGAAAACAACAGAACGUAUCUGAAUACUGAAGAUGGUCACAAGACAGUAGUCAAAUUCUUCGAUACGCAUGAAUCAGCACUGUUGAGCAAUGUUGACGUCAUGAAAAUUGCUGGUGUGGUGGUGAAAGAGAAAUUCCUCACUAUGGACAAAAGGCUUUCAUACAUAGAGUACAAGUACUAUGAUGGGGGUCACGAACCAGUUUCUCUUUCACAGUUCCGUAACAUCUUGUGUAUGCUGCACAAACUGCACAAGAAGGAGUACGUUCACGGGGACAUCAGACAAAACAACUUGGUGUUUGACAAAGACGGCCGUGAUGGGUACCUGAUUGACUAUGACCUUGCUCGCUUUUGUGGGAAGGGGAAACGGCCCUUGUACCCAAAGGGGUAUAAUUAUUGCGAUUCGAUACGCCAUCCAGAUGCGAUGGCAUUCAGGCCGAUGCAACCGAGCCAUGACAGGCACUCCCUGGCAAUCAUAGUGGAGAAGUACUACCCAGAUUCUAAAGCAGUUAUCAGCAAAAUUCGGUCCAGCGAACCGUUGAAGGAUAUUGCUGACUUAUGUUGACGUCAAUGGUAGACUAACUCUAUAACUCUAAUGUAUCUACUGCCUUUCAAAUUAAAACUCACCCUUAGAAAUGUAUAAUUCUACUAUAUUUGUUGAGAUUUUGGA
Messenger RNA from Halichondria panicea, 1840 nucleotides. RefSeq lists its product as uncharacterized. Lineage: Eukaryota; Metazoa; Porifera; Demospongiae; Suberitida; Halichondriidae. Gene Ontology annotation, molecular function: protein kinase activity. Gene Ontology annotation, biological process: protein phosphorylation. The transcript is spliced from 4 exons. The record is from RefSeq and is a predicted model, not a curated record. Bases 80 to 1735 code for a protein of 551 amino acids.